Microstroma glucosiphilum is the source of this 2397-nucleotide messenger RNA. RefSeq names its product carboxypeptidase S. Lineage: Eukaryota; Fungi; Basidiomycota; Exobasidiomycetes; Microstromatales; Microstromataceae. The transcript has a single exon. Gene Ontology annotation, molecular function: metallocarboxypeptidase activity. The coding region runs from base 431 to 2275 and encodes 614 amino acids. Gene Ontology annotation, cellular component: fungal-type vacuole lumen. The record is from RefSeq and is a predicted model, not a curated record.
UACCUUUUCAAACUUCGACGUAGCCUCUGACACGUUCCCUGAGCCCCGAGAGCGAGGACAACCCUCACUAGCUCCGACUCGCUUCGAAGGGAGAAUACAUCAUGGACUCCCCACCCAAUUCCCGCAAGCCGAUCUGGGUCGUCGGUGAUCUCCUUUCGGCGGAGGCGCCCCAAAGAUAGGAUCCAGUCUCCCCUUGCUUUGUACAGGCAUCCUGUUGUUUGUUGAUCUGAUCUGCAUGGUUUUAUAUCGAUAGCUAGACCCACCUGAGUCAAAGGCGGUGUCAGAGGACGCGGGGGGCGGCCAUCCCCGGCGUGAUUACGGACCGCGUCUAAUCUCCGGGGAGAAGCGCAGGGAGGAGGCCCCUGCACCCUGAUGCCGAGGUGUGCCCUGAUUCCUUCCUGUCCAUCGCUCACCUCUCUACGCGCCCAUCAUGACCGAAAAGCUUGAAGGCUCGACUCUGCCCUCCAAUCAUCAACAGAUCAGUCGGCGCCACGCUUCUACCAGUCCAUGGCGGUGGAUCGCGACUUUGACCUCAUUCGCCUUUCUCGUUUGGGUCAACUGGCAACAUCUGACGCCUUACACAAGCCAGCACCCGCAUCCUCCACCUUCGACUCUCUCCUCUGCUCCAGAUGUCUGUCAGCAGCCGGCGCCAUGGAAUCCUCCUCAGCAUCUGACCUUGCCGGUUCGUGAUGCAAAGUACAUGGCCAAGGUUCUGUCUGGUGCCGUACAAGUAGACACAACGGUACUCGACGACUGGGGAGUCUUAUCUGCCAAUUCAAGCGAUGCCAUCAAGAAGCUCUACGACGAUGCCUUCCUCCCCUUUGAAGCCUACCUGAAGACGGCUUUCCCUUUGGUUCACGAGCACCUCAAAAAGGAGGUCGUAGACUCUCAUGGCCUUAUCUACACAUGGCAAGGAAGCGAUGAGAGCCUCAAGCCCCUCAUCCUCAUGGCUCAUCAGGACGUGGUCCCAGUCGAACCAUCAACGGCAGAUUCCUGGAAGCAUGCCCCUUUCUCUGGGUUCAUAGACGAGGAGAACAAUGUCGUGUGGGGCCGCGGAUCUUCAGACGACAAGUCGGGCCUGAUCGGGGUACUUACUGCUCUCGAGUCACUCUUAUCGCUCAAGGAUGGCGCCUUUGUUCCUCGCCGCACCAUUGUUGCGUCCUUUGGCUUCGAUGAGGAGUCAGCUGGGUCUGCUGCCGACGCUCUGGCCGCCUUCUUGGUCGAGCGAUAUGGUAAAGGUGGAGCUGAAUUGAUUCUCGAUGAAGGGGCCCAAAUCAUUGCCAAAGACACGCCCGUGGGAGAGGGGGGUCUCGGCAUUACCUUCGCCCCGCCAGCGACGGCAGAAAAAGGUUACAUGGACGUCAGAGUCAUUGUCAACACUCCUGGUGGCCACUCCUCAUUGCCACCUCCACGCACCGGUAUUGGCUAUCUUAGCCGUCUGGUGGCAGCCAUCGAGGAUAAUCCACCGCUGCCCACACUCGAUAGUGUUGACCAUCCCGCUCUGGCCACGCUGCUAUGCUUGCGACACUCGCCGGCAAUAAAGAAGCGGCGCAAAUUGUCAAAAGCCCUUGCAAAGCUGACCUCUCCCAAACUUUGCCCUCGCAAGGCCAAGACUGUCUUCAAGGAAGUGCUCGCAGCGUUGUCACCAGAUGAGCAGGCUGUGUUCAGGACGACACAGGCCGUGGACCUCAUCUCUGGGGGCGUCAAGAUCAACGCUCUUCCCGAGCGGUCUGUGGCCACGAUCAAUUUCCGCGUCGACGUCAACACCCCCUCUGACGACCUACGAGCUAGCCUUGGUCAGCUCGUGGAAAAGGAGAGUAAGAAGCUAGGCUUAGAGUACAAGGGGUGGAAGCUUCCCAAUGAUCAAAUGGUAGACCCAAGAGGCAAGCAUGAAAAAGACAAGAAGAAGCCAUACGUUGGCUCUGUUCACCUUGAGCUCACCUACGCUCCUCUGGAGGCCGCUCCUCGGACGCCAGUGUCUGGUGAAGACGCCAAUGCAUGGCGGCUGCUUAGUAGCGUUAUUCGGGCCACAUGGAAGGAUACCGACGGUAGCGAUAUUCCAGUGGUUCCCUCGAUGAUGAAUGGCAACACCGAUACGAAGAGCUACUGGGACCUCUCUCGCAACAUCUUCCGCUUCUCUGGCGGCACGGUUCUUUCGAAUCCCGCCACCCCGGACUCGGGCAUCCAUACAGUCAAUGAGAAUGUCCAGAUCGAGGGCUUAGUAAACGGGCAUGACUUCUACAGGAAUCUCAUUGUCGCAGUGCAGGGCGAGUAGAGCCUCGGCGUGGGGAGGCGAAGGAGUCUCACGUGGGAGCCAAUUGUGGGUGGGCGAGCAGGAAGCGGUAGCAGGCGAAUCUGCGAGGGCCAAUUGUGUGCUGAGUCUGAAGAUACAGCAAG